Molecule: messenger RNA, 507 nt
Organism: Microthlaspi erraticum
Lineage: Eukaryota; Viridiplantae; Streptophyta; Magnoliopsida; Brassicales; Brassicaceae
Source: the annotation of a GenBank genome assembly
AUGGAUUUCAUCAAGACCAGUUCCCUGCGUGCUCUGAUUGAGUUAACUUUCCAACGCAACUGGAACGGCCUCAUUUGGAUGAGUAGAAAAGGAGUUAUAACCAAAAGAGUGAAGACUGUCCAGACGGCUCUAUCGAGAAAUCAGCGCCCAACCGCGAGUCCGGCUGGCCGAGAAACGAAUGUUCCGCGCUCGGCCAAAUCAUCCGUCCGUCUGAAGUCUCGGCCAAAGUUCAAACCACCGGCCGAUACGCAUCACGACCCGGGAAACAAUGUCCCGCGGUCGGCCAAGCCACGACCACGCCAUGCCGCGCACGACCAUGCCGCGCGAGCCGGGAAGCAACGCCUCGCGGCCGCGCAACCUUCGCGUACCACGGCCGAUGGCGCCGUCCGAGCCGGGAAGCCACGUCCCGCGUCCGGCCGAGAAAGCAUCGGCCAAUGCUUCACCCGUCCGACCACAGCGGCCGACCGCGAAUUUGUCCCUGUUGACCUAGCGCUUCUUCCCUAUUGA